UGAUUACGUCAUCCAAGAUUUCCGGAAAUGUACUGGAUAGCACCAUUACAGUAUAAGGUUGUUGUUAAGAAUGUGGGGCAUUUUUGUAUCCAGUUAUUUUAAUCGGCUAGUUAAUUAUCCUGGUUUCUCGCAUGAACUACUAACGAUACUAUUUUAUGUCGCGUGAUCGUUUUUUAUUAAUACUAUUUUACUAAAUCGGGUCGUUCUGAGUGCGCGACGGGAUCUUUUACAAUGUCCAGUUGUGUUGUAUUUCAUUCUCAGCUAACUUCCAUUAUGGAGGUUCUAACUAAAACGGCAGUGACAGAAAUUUGCCAGCUCGUCGACAAUGGAUAUGCGGUUUUACGUUUGGAAAUAUCUCGGAGUGAGAAAGAGAACCAAACCCUGAAACGAAAACUGCAGAUGUUGGAGCUGAUGGUUGCGCGGGGAUAUGCCGAAACUGGACUGCGAGAGACCUCUGCUGCAAACAGCCUACCAGAUGGAGCCCAGGGUUUCGACGGAUCCAGAGAAACAGAAAGGGAGAAUCAUUUUGCAGCUGCAGAGCGAGCCUUUGGCUGUCAGUUGGGUGUUAGUCUGUGGAAAGAUGGAGAGCCCACAGCUGUGGAUGAAGAGGACACUUCAUUGGCUUCUGCCAUGAGGGAUGAGUGUACAGACUUGGAGGAGGGAAGAUCUCAAUCACUACUCAUAAAAGAAGAGACGCUUGAAGAGGACUUGGAGAGCAGUCAUCCACAAGAAGCUGUGGAGUUAGAUGAUGGUAAAAGGGCUCCCAUUGCAGAACCUCAGACUGCACCUCCAGUAGGCCAAGAGCAGCUCACUGAGCAGCACAGCACAAGACACAGUGUUUGGGAAGACAGCGGACUGGACACUGUUCUAAAGGCAGAACGAGAGAUCAAGACAGGAGCUGAAAACAGAGCAGGAAGACUAAACAUUUUGGACUACGAGGACAUAAUCCAGGAGAGAUCCGCUGAACUGCCUUUCACUGCGGAUGGGAUCCCAGAAAAGGACAAGGAGGAAGCUGCUUGUUCUUAUCCUGUGGAAAGUGACACAGAGAACCUUUCGGUUCACUCAGAGCUGCUGUCGGGGAAGAGUCUGUCCUCCCUAGGGUCACUUGACAUGAAAAGAGAGGAUGAAACAAUCGACUCUGAGCUCCUAAAAGUUGAAGCAGAGAUACGUUCUGCAUGGAGCAAAGAGAUCAUGUCAGGAGUGAUUUCUUCACAACACAGCUACUAUGGUAAAGACUGGGAGAGCGAUGAGCUUCUGCUUGAAAAUGACACCAAUGUUUGUCCCUCACAAACUGAAAUGGCGGGUCGGGACAACACAGCAGACGUCAGAUCCAAUGCCUUAAGUAUGAACGGAUGGGCCCCCUACGACAAAAGCUCUGUCACAUCAAGAAUCUCUGAGACACACUCUGCAAACGCAAGAGAAGAACGGUUUAUUUGCACAUACUGCGGAAAAAGUUUCACUUGCCAGAAUGUUUUUGAAGCACAUCAGAGAACUCAUGUCACAGAGAAACCAUUUAAUUGUUCGCAGUGUGGGAAGAGGUUUGCUCAGUUGAGUAAUCUCAUAACGCAUCGAAGGGUUCACACGGGGGAGAAACCUUACAGCUGUACACACUGCGGGAAGCAGUUUGCUCAGUCACGCUAUCUUGUGACACAUCUAAGAAUCCAUACAGGAGAGAAACCAUUCAGCUGCACACAGUGCGGAAAGCGGUUUGCCCAGUCCAACAAUCUUGUACGACACCAGAGCGUUCACACUGGAAAGAAGCCCUUCAGGUGCUCGCAGUGUGGGAAGAGUUUCACAACUUCAAGUCACCGUAAAAGACACGAGAGUGUUCACAAUGGAGGGAGACCAUACACUUGCACUUUGUAAAGAAAUGUUUCAUUGUUCUCUCUGAAAAUGUACCAUAAUGUUUAGACUGAACAUGAGCAACUUACUGUCUCAUUCUUUCAGAAGAGUUUCAUGAAUAAGGGUGGCUUCAUUGUUACAUCAGAUCGAUUUACCCUGUGACACUGCCUUUUAAGACAGCAGAAUGGUCACUCUUCAGAAUUAGAAGUUAUGAGCAACCCCAUUUAGUUAGCAUAGUAAGCAAGUGUUGCAUAUGCAACAUUUAGUAAGCAUAUUACUACUGGGCAUGGAUUUUCUUCUGGUGGGGGUGGGCUACAUAUUGUGAUUAACUGUCCAAGUCAUUUACUGUUGCCCUGUGAAAAGAGUUGCUUUUUUAAUUUAAUGACAUUAACAAACACUGGCAUGCAUGAUUGAAAUUGAGUUAGGUUAUGUCUCUGAAAUCAAAGAAGUGACUACCUUUAUACACUGUAUUAGGUCCUUAAUUAUAGUAAAAUUCGAGCUAGAUCUCAAGAUGAUUUUAGAUGUAAAUAAUGUAGACUAGGUUAUUGACAAUGGGAGCUGCUGAGCAAAUUAGUAAUACCGUAAAACUUCCAACAAGGACUGGGCCUUUACUUCACAAGAUGAGAGCAUCGGGACCUAAUUGGAGACCAGGGCCCUUGAGAGAAGGUGCCUAUAAGCCCACAUUCAAUACCAUAUGCCACAAAGUCACCAUUUAACACCCCCAACCCUCCACGCUACUUUCCACAAGCAAAUCAACCACAUGUAAGAAACUUCAAAUUUCUCAUGUACAAAAGCAUUUUACUUUCACUGAUUGUAUCUAACGGAAUUUCCCAUGAAAAAAGAAAAACUGAAUUCAGUUGUUUUUUUACCGCUCUACUGCGCUCUGUGUAAUAUCUUGGGUACAUUAACACUUAUCUAGCUAACAAGUUUGCUGUUGAUAUGUGCAAUAUUUAUUCAAUUUAGCAAGUGUCAAUGAAGUAUGUUGUGCUAUGUAGUUAGGCUAUGUUUGUUCUCAGUUGAUGAAGACCGCUUCGCUACAAUUUUUACUGCAGUGUAGCUGAAGUUUUGAUGCAAAUGUAGUAUCCAGCUAGUUUUGUGUUGGGUGGUUCUUUGCCUCUGCAUUGUACAUUAAAAUCAUAUACCACA
Molecule: messenger RNA, 2988 nt
Organism: Anguilla rostrata (American eel)
Lineage: Eukaryota; Metazoa; Chordata; Actinopteri; Anguilliformes; Anguillidae
Product: zinc finger protein 436-like
Exons: 4
Coding region: 232-1866 (544 amino acids)
Biological process (GO): regulation of transcription by RNA polymerase II
Cellular component (GO): nucleus
Molecular function (GO): DNA-binding transcription factor activity, RNA polymerase II-specific; RNA polymerase II cis-regulatory region sequence-specific DNA binding
Source: RefSeq, a predicted model, not a curated record